Xenopus tropicalis (tropical clawed frog) is the source of this 3771-nucleotide messenger RNA. RefSeq names its product non-SMC condensin II complex subunit G2 (gene ncapg2). NCBI's taxonomy places the organism in Eukaryota, Metazoa, Chordata, Amphibia, Anura, Pipidae. Bases 118 to 3576 code for a protein of 1152 amino acids. The transcript has 28 exons. Gene Ontology annotation, cellular component: nucleus. The record is from RefSeq and is a predicted model, not a curated record.
ACUGAGAGGCGGCGCUUUCCGGUGGCGCAAUAGGGCGGGCAGAGAAGUUUUGAAAUAGCAAUUACGCGGGAAGGAACCGGGUUGCCAAUAGCCAGAAGAACGGCUAAACAUCUUACAAUGUCCAAGCGUGAGGCAUUCUUGCAAGCCACUGCCAAGGAUUCUGUAGAAGAUUUCCUGAACUUCAUACAGCUUCAUAAAGACGUGUCUGAUCCUUUUGAUCUAAAUGAAUUACUGCAAGAGUUGCCAAGGAAACAGAAGGAGGAAUUAUGGGAGAAACUAAAGACUCUUUUAACUGAUACUUUGGUGGCAAACCCUGUGGAAGGGUGGCAAAAUAUUGAUGAUGACAGUGAUGAUGACAUGGAAGUAGAGAGUUCCUCAGAUGUGAAACAAACAAUGUCUAUAAUCCACGGGCUAACAAUAGCUGCUGCAGCUUCUGUGUGUGUCAUAGAUGAAGAUGUGUGCUAUGAAGCUCUCUUAGAAUGUGCAGCAAUCCUCAGUGGUAUUGUUCAUGCUUUGCCUAAAUCCGAAUCCCACAUUAUCCUUGCUAUCAGACAUCUAUGUGAAGCCUGGUGGGAAAAAGGGCUCCAAGGAAAAGAAGAAUUUGGGAAAACCGCCUUUCUUUUGCUUUUGGCAAAAUCUCUUGAAGUAAAGUGUGUGGUUGCUGAUAUUGGGCGCUUGUGGCAUCUGCAUCCAGCUCUGCUCAGUUUUGAUUUCAACUCUGAAGAGAGUCACAACGUGAAGGAUCUGCUGCUCCAGUGCUUCCUGAGCAUUAACCAUAUUAAGAGAGAGGAGGGCAGAAGAUUUCUUAGCUUUCUUUUCAGCUGGGAUGCCAGCUUCAUUAAAAUGAUCCAUGGGACUAUCAAAAAUCAGCUUCAGUGCUUACCAAAAUCGUUGAUGACCCACAUCGCAGACAUUUACUUUAGGGCCUGGAAGAAAGCCUCGGGGGAUGUUUUACAGAUGAUUGAGAACAGCUGUAUUCAAGAUUUUAUGCAUCAUGGAGUCCAUCUACCAAGGAAUUCUCCACUUCACCCCAAAGUGCGAGAGGUGCUAAGUUACUUUCACCAACAGAAGCUACGUCAGGGUGUGGAAGAAAUGCUUUGUAGACUGUAUCAGCCCAUUAUUUGGCGAGGCCUAAAGGCAAGGAAUUCUGAAGUUCGGUCAAAUGCUGCCCUGUUAUUUGUCGAAGCAUUUCCUAUAAGGGACCCCAAUCUUAACCAUGAGGAUAUGGACAAUGAAAUCCAGAAACAGUUUGAAGAACUUUUUAAUCUUUUGGAGGAUCCCCAGCCUCUUGUCCGUUCUACAGGGGUUUUAGGUGUCUGUAAGAUAACUGCUAAGUACUGGGAAAUGAUUCCUCCAGCCAUUCUGACUGAUCUUCUGCGGAAAAUACUUGGCGAUCUAGCUGCGGAUGUAAGCUCGGCCGAUGUUCGUUGUUCUGUAUUUAAGUGUUUACCGAUUCUGUUGGACAACAAGUUAAGUCAUCCGCUGCUGGAGAAGAUGCUGCCGGCACUGAAAUUCUGUCUCCAUGACAAUUCUGAGAAAGUUCGAGUGGCUUUUGUUGAUAUGCUGCUGAAGAUCAAAGCUGUCAAAGCGGCCAAGUUCUGGAAGAUCUGCCCUAUGGAACAGAUUUUGGCACGCCUUGAAGUGGAUUCCCGCCCUGUUUCUCGACGAAUUGUUAACCUUCUGUUUAACUCUUUCUUUCCUGUCAAUCAACAAGAGGAGGUUUGGUGCGAGCGCUGUGUUGCUCUCAUCCAAAUGAACCCAGCCGCAGCACGAAAGUUUUAUCAAUACGCAUACGAGCAUACUGCCCCCACCAAUAUAGCUAAAUUGAUGCUGACUAUACGCCGUUGUUUAAAUGCCUGCAUUCAGCGGACUGUUCGAAACGAAGAUAGUGAGGAUGAGGAGGAUGACGAGGAAAUUGUCAGAGGCGAUAAUGAAAAGGAAAAUAAAAGUGUUUUGGAGAAUGUGUUAUCCACGGAUGAUUCUUCCUCUAUGGCGAGUUUGCUGGAGAUUGUUGUUGUUCUCUGGCGCAGUAUCAGAAAAGCCCUUGAACAGAAUGAAGAAGCCAAAACCUACACCAUCAGCAAAUUUGCUACAGUGCUUCCAGAAUAUUUCAAAGUAUUUAGGGAUGAUCGCUGUACUGUUCCGUUAAUUAUUCUGGCUUCCUUCAUGCCUCCAUCUGCUGUCCCAACUUUCAGCUGCUCUGUCUUAUCUAAGCUGAGACACUUGGACGAUGGCGCAGAUGAGCACAAAUAUUCCACUCUUAUUGACUGUCUAUGCCGCUGGGGGCAAGUGGGGCAUGUAUUGGAGCUGGCAACCGAAUGGCUCUCAGAGUCAUACCCAGAGAAAAGGGGGAGAAAAGAUUCCAAUCGGCAAGUGCGUAUCCAGGACACAGUGGAAUCAAAGCCUUCGCUGGCCCUUGAUUAUAUAGAAUAUAUAGUUACCCACACCAUGAAUCGAGAUUGCCUUUUGUCCCUUCAAACAAAGAAACUGAACCAACUCCUGAAAGUGCUUGGUUUAGUAAAGGAGGUGCUGUUCUGCUACAUGAAGCCAUCCGAAGCAGUGACACAUAAUAUCAACCAAGAUACAGCAUUAAGAGCCUUCAGCCUGUACUGCAGACUCAGCAUCCACCUGCAACAUAAGUUUAGCUCUGAAGGAAGAACAUAUUUGUCUUUGCUGGAAGACACAGGAGGGUGGAUCGAGAGCCAAGUCCUUCCAACUCUAGAAAGUAAUGGAGACCUCUCCGAGGAGUCAUGUAAUAUGUGCCAUCAGAUCCUCAAGGCCUAUCUGACUGUUUGUAAAGACGUAUUGAUGGUUGGCCUCGCUGACUCGGAAUUUCAAGCCCAGCUUCUUCAGAUUACUCUUUCAGUGAUACAGACUGAGAAGUGCCAUGAUUGUUUGCCAAUGCUGUUCUCUGUGCUGAAGGAAAUCACAGAACUGUGUUUGGCUCACAAGAUGAGCGACGCCAGCGUGGAAUGCGACGAGAUGCUCGAUGCCAUCCAGAGAGUAUUCCAUAAGUCUUUGGAGACUGUCGCACGCGGGCUUAGAAAACAGAGGGAAGAGGCACUACCGCUUCUGCAAGCUAUUCAGCCUUCUCUAGGAGAGUUUGUUCACACAGUUCAGUGCUGGCACACCGCUUCCAAGGUGGUACAUCGAGGGAUGCUUUCCACGCUGUUGGCUGCAGUGGUUGUUGAAAUAAGCCACUCACUGCGCAAAAUUACAGAUUUAAGUGAACUAACGCCACCCACAUCUAUUUCUGAUCUGCCUCCGCUUUCAAAAUGUAUAAUGACAAUUAUCGUUAAAUCUCCAAGUGCUGUAAGUUCAUUCUUGGAUGAAUUGACAGAAUGCAUCACAUUAGAAGAAGUAGAAGGAAUACUGAGCUUGUCCGCAUCUUUGUAUGUUGCUGUUGUCUGCAAUAAAAGGAAACAAAUACCCCCUGCAGUUAAGAAUACUGCAUCAGCAAUUUAUAGGAAACUGAAGAAUUUCAGUGAGGUAACCAUGGACGAUGCCGGAAGCAUUGAAAGGGCUAUAUAUGAAUCAUCCAUGAGGAUAUUAGAUGAAAUGCUGCAUCCAUCAUAAUGACAAAGCAAACAACUCCUACCUGUGAAACGUUGGCGAGCGAGAAAAAUGUACAGAUUCUUUUUAUGAAGAUUUUUUAAAUAUUUCUUAAACCUAAUUAUCGCUUAUCUGACCUAUGAACUUUUAUCAUGGCCCAUUAUCGAUUUGCUUGUUUCACUAUACUGUGUGUAUAAAGACUUUUGGCUGCCUUCUGUA